Molecule: messenger RNA, 5566 nt
Organism: Bactrocera oleae (olive fruit fly)
Lineage: Eukaryota; Metazoa; Arthropoda; Insecta; Diptera; Tephritidae
Product: EEIG family member 2
Source: RefSeq, a predicted model, not a curated record
CGGAAUUAUUCUCCGCCGUUGCGAGGCAAAACGUCAGUUGAGAAACAAAUGGCGGAUCGAUUUAAAGUGUAGCGGAAGAAUUGCGUGUCGAAUUUUCCAUAAUUUACGGGCAGUGCAAAAAUAAUAUAUAUACACAUUGUGAGAAAAUAGUUUAAAAUAUCAACACAAUCAUAUAUAAUUAAGCUUCCAGUUUAUAGUAGUUCUGCGUGUUUAUAUUCGUUACUGUGCUUCGACUUAAAAAUAUACAAAAUAUUUUAAUAAAAGUGCAUAAAAGGCACAUAAUCUAUCAGGCUGUUGGUGUCAAAAAACGCUUUUAAAACAUAACCAAAAUCCAGCAGCAGCUGCGUAAACCGUUAAGUGGUAUGCAAAGGUGCGGCUCGCCUGUAAUUUUAGCAAAGUAAAGCCUGUAAACAGCCAGCAACUAGCGCUGUGUGCAAGCAACAGCAUUACUUCAACUCCUGCAGCUCAAAAAGGUAGUCAAUUGUGGGUAUCAGAGACAUAUGUACAUACAUACUACCACAACAUUGCGGAAAUGUUGUGGCACUUUGAAUAUCGACAAAUGCUGAAAUUUCAACAACAACAAAAACGUUGGCUUUAAAGCAAAUCCACGCAGCGGUAUCUGGCGCACCAUGUGGCUACCAACUUAAGUGCGAAGAAUUGUUAUAAAAAAUACAACAACAGCAAAUAAGCAGAAAACAACAACAAAACAGAAAUAUACAACAAAGAUAUAAAAUAAAUCCACCAUUAAAACAAAAACAAUCAGCUAAUCCGUAAAGCAACGACGUAACAAAAGUUUUCCAGCCCUUCUGUGUUUCAGCUGCUCAAGCGUAGUCUGCUUUUUUUUUUACAAAACUUUUUACUCAAAACCUCAACACUUUUUAGUGUUUAUUUUAAUUUUUUAAUUCAUCACUCGCAAAACAUAACAAAACCGUUACAACAGAUUUUGUAAAACCGCUCAAGUGCGCUUUGAGUUCGUGUUCUCUUCAUUCCUUUUUUUUUGUCGGUGUUUUGGGUGUUUUUAACCAACCCCUUUGGUUGUUGUACGCUGCCGAUGUAAUUUUCCCUCGUCGCAGUUAACUUCGAAAGUGUUUCGUUAGUUUUUUUCGGCCAAACAGCGAUAUCCGGUUUGUGCGUUUAUUGGUUAAAACUGUAUGACAUUACUUGGGCCUAGCGCCCCUGGUAUGGCCUUUAUGAUGAAAAAGAAAAAGUAUAAGUUCAAUGUUGAAGUACAAUUACAAGAGCUCUCCGAGGUGGCGCUCGUGAACGAGGUGCUGUUCGCAAAGAUACGUCUUCUGGAUGGUGGCUCGUUUCAGGAGUACAGCAGCAGAGAGGAGGUGCGCGAUCAUCGUGUAGUAUGGAAUCGCAACUUCGAAUUUCCCUGCAAAAUGUCCGCCAAUGCAUCCACGGGCGUAUUGGAUCCCUGCUAUUUACGCAUCUCCAUACGCAAGGAGAUGAAGGGUGGACGUAGUUAUUUUAAGUUAGGUUUUAUCGAUAUAAAUCUUGCCGAAUUCGCCGGCGCCGGGCUGACGUCGCGUCGCUUUCUGCUCGAGGGCUAUGACUCGCGUCAUCGUCUGGACAAUUCCAUGCUGCUGGUAUCCAUCAAAAUGCACAUGCUCAGCGGUGAUAUACUCUUCAAGGCACCCACGCCGAACUUGAAGAGCAAACAGAAACCCUCUACGGAUGAUCUGGCCACCGCGUCGACGGGUGUCGGCCUGCAGACGCCCACCGCCACGGCGUUGCCCAGCAUUGGCAGCGGUGUAGUUAGUGGCGCGUCCAGCGUGAGCGGCGGCAGUCAAGGCAUACCGGUUAGUGUCGGUGGCGCUACCCUAGGCGGCGGACUCAAUAGUGCGAGCAGCACGCGUCCCGUCUCCACCGUGCGCGAUGAUGAUUUGGAUCCUCAAGUAGUGAUCGCUGCGAUUGUGACGGACUCCGGUUUGUCAGAAUCUUCCGAAUCGGCUACUACACUCACCACAGAAGCGUUGCUAUUGCAACAACAGCAGCAGCAACAACAACAAUUUAUCGCUUAUCCACCGCAAAAUACGUUAGGCUCAACGACAACAACAACCACAGUCGUGACAUUGACGAAUGCACAACAAAUGCAGCCAUACGCUGGCAUUGGCAGCACCGGCGGUAGCAGUGGUGGUGGUGGUGGCAGCGCGGUGGCCAGUAUGGGCAUUGUCGGUAGCAAUAAUUGCGGCACGACCAGCGCGAAUGUGAUGGGCGGCGGCCUGGGUGGCACUACUGGCACGUCGUCGAUUAUGGAAAUGGGCCACUCGCGUAAUUCCAGCAACACUAGUCAAAUGUCAAAGGGUUCGGGUUAUAGCAGUUUUUCGCACAGUCAACAUUCGCGGCAAAGUUCUGAAGGCGAUUCGGGGCAUGCAAGAUUCAGCAAAUCCGUUUCUCUACUUAAUAGACUCAAUCAGAAAACCGUCAACGCCAUGAAGCUUAAUAUACCAGCGUUGAAUCAUCAACAACAGCCAACGGAAACUAUCUGCGAAUAUGAAUGUGAAGAAUUGCUCUUUCAAACGCCGAACUCAACCAUACGCGAUGAGGAGUUUCGCACACCACUCAACGAAAUGCCACCCUCAACCAAUAGCUCUCUAUCGAUUUACGGUGAAAAGUUUGUGUUAAGCACGCCCUCGCCCACGUAUCGUAGUGUGGCGAGCAACAGCCGCAGCGGUUCGCGCGCCUCACAGGUUUACGAAAGCGGCAGCGCUAGCGGCGUUAGUGGCAGUGGCAGCGGUAGCGGUGAAUCGGGCUCGGAGGAGACAGCAGACGACUCCGGUUUGGAUGAGAAUUUCCAUACGCCGCGCGUUGCCAAAAUUAAGUCGAUGGAAAAUCUCUCCAUUAUCGAAAUGGAGUUUCAUCGCGCCUCACAGGAGUUGGAUCGCAAUUCGCCACGUCGUUUAAAGCUGCUGGCCGAGCAUGGCGGUCAUAUACCGAAAAUGCGUUCGCUUAGCAAUUUAUGCUUCGAUGAUUAUAGCGAAGAGCAGGUGCGCGAGGAAUUGCUGCGCAUACGCGAACGCGCGCUGGAGGAGAAGCAUCGCUUCAAUUUGCAGCAACGUAAAAAUUCCACCUCAUCGACAAAUUCGGGCAAGUUGUUUGUGAAGAACAAAGUGGGUAAUGCCAAGUUUAUUGGCAACGAUGACAGCCCAUUGCCGCAGCAGCAAAACAGCCAGCAACCGCCCUUGUUUCUGCAGCGUGGCUCACAUUAUCCCAUACAGAAGAUGCGUUCGAUGGGCACAAUACCGGAUUUGGUGACGGAACGCGUCGAACCGGACCCAUUUCUCACGCCGACUUCGGGUCGCAAGCCGAAUUUCCCGCUGGUAACACAGUCGGCUGAGAAACCCUCACCACCGUCAUUCGUUACACGCAUACUUAACUAUGAUGUCGUGGACUCACCGUCCGCGAAUAGCCAUAAUCCAUUGCAGCAGCCACAACAUCACACACAUGGCUCUCUAACCGAGCUCUAUACGCACGAUCGUGUGAGCAAGCUGUUAUCGAAUGAUCCGAGCACUGCGUUGUCGUUUAUGUCGCGUACGCCGUUCGAGCGCGCCUACCGUCGCACGUUGCUGAAAAGUUCGACGCCGUUGCGUCAAGCGCACGGCUAUACGCAGUACACAACGUUGGAGCAGCAGGAAUUGCAUCAGGGCGGCGUACAACAGUAUAUGUUAGGUCAUCAGGAGCCGCUGCUGGCGCGUCCGCAUUCGACUAACGCCGCCUACGAGUUAAUGAGCACCGGUCGCAAUUUCAGCGGCGUACCGCGUCGCCUACUCGACGGCAGCAAUCGCCAAAUCUCAUCCAUUGCACUGGGCGCCAACACAUCGCCCUCCGCCGCUGCGGCGUCGGCAGCAAACAGCAGCUCCUCACCCUGCGGCACACUCGGCAGCAUACACUCCACGCAUUCGGCAUCCUCGUCCAGCGGCAGCAGCAGCAGCGGCGCCGUCAUCACCUUCCAAUGUGCUGGCGCACAGGCGGGCAUUGGCAGCAGCAGCGACACCGUCGAUGGCAUCGGCUUCAGCGAUAGCGGCGGCGUCAGCACACCCAACACCACCAACGCCAACCAGCAGUUGAUUGGCUCACCAAGCAAUAACGGGUUUGGCAGUGGUGUUGGUGGUGGCGCCGUCGGUGGCUGUGGCAGUAGCGGUGCGAAUAGUCCGCGCUUGGCGAGCGGCGCAUUUACCUCCACUUCAACGACCACCGAUGCGCUGAGCUCUUUGGCGGCCAGUCCUACCGAUGCCUGUAGCAUACGUUCGAAUCCGUCGGCCGCAUCACUGCUGCUCACCACCGCAACGAUGGCUGCGGCCGAAGCGGCGGCGGCACAGGUGGCGGCCAACAAUAAUGCCGGGUUGUGCGCAUCGGGCGCCACUCUUUCACCGCUCGCGACCACACAAAUCAUACGACGGCCCAGCAUUACAAUUUCCGGUUCGUUAGUCAUAAGUGAAACAGGAUCUCUAGAUCGCAUGAAGAGUGCGGCUGAGAAGCGCAAGAAGGGACCGCUGGACGAUGGUCCACGUGUGUCGGAUCGCGUCGAGGAGACGCGCGUCAAUCCCAAUUCGCUAAUCGAUGAAAUACUAAAGGAUACCAAAUUGGAUCAGUUAGCCGAAUCGGCGGAGACAUCCGGCCUGCAGCUGUACAUUGCACGCGAUGGCACCGCCUCGUUGGGUAGUCACGAAGUGAAAGCGCGCGUGCCGACCGGCGCCUUCAAGCAGGUGGUCAUGAAGAAUCCAAGAUAGUAGCGUAAAUUGUAAGAUUCGCAAGCCGGCUGCAAGAAGACUACAAACUACACACUAACUACUACAACAACAACAUACGUACACACACACUAACACACAGGCUUGCACACACAUACAUGCAAAGUAGUGUGGCAUGCCGCAGAGGAAGCGAAAUGCGACAAAAAAAUUUCGUGUUACAACCAGCAAAAGCAGUAAUAGCAACAGCAUUAACUACAACAAGAACAACUACUACUACAAACUGCAGCAACCAUAUACAUACAUACAUACACAUAUAUAUAAUAAAUAAUUUAAAAUAAAAUGCAAAACUAAUAAUAAAUAUAAAAUUAUUUAUAGCAUAAAUAAAUACAUACAUACAUAAUUUAAACAUGCUACAGCUAAAAAAUUGUAACUGUAAUGAAAUGUAAGCCAGCAAAACCAGCAAAUACAAGCAAAACAAACAGCAAGUGUAUGCGAAAGCAAGUAUUCAACUAAAGAACUAGCAAACUAACCAACAGCGAAAAGGCAAAAAUUAAGCAUAAAACAAACAUGCAUACUACAUGUCAACUAUCUAUAUAUAUAUAUAUAUAAUAUAUACAUACCAAAUUUCAUAAAAAUAUCAACCAUCAACAUAUAAAAAUCCUACAAAUCAUUCAUAACAUACAUCACCCAACUCCAGCAAAAAACAUCAUCCAACUCAAGUCAUUAUCAUUACAAUGAAAACGAAUCAUACAACCUUCAAGCGUAUAACGGUAUUAAGUAAGCUUUCGUCCUCAAAAACCAAAAUCAGGCGCGUCCGACUUUAGAAAUAUCGUAAGAAAACUGCGUACAUACAUACAACAUUAUAAAAAAAA